UAUCGCAUCGAUUAUACGUCUCCCAUUCAAGGGAAAAAUCAUUCCAUUCACCAGCAAUUGGAUGAGAGUCAUACUUGCCCUUGGCAACUAAAGAUGACGUUACUAUGGAAACCACUUGUGCUGCUAUCAAUCACUGGCUGCCUAGCAGUAUCAUCAGCUCGAACAGAAGACACAAAGUUUCUUGGUCCAAGUUGGACAACUGAACCUGAAGACCUGAUACUGCCCAUCCAUUCCACCGAACAAGAGGCUGUAUUAUCCUGUGAGGCAUCUGGGAUUCCUUCCCCUCAGUACAGAUGGUCUCUAAACGGAACGCUCAUUGAUCUUCGUGGUGACGAGAGGCGUCGCCUGUCUGGAGGUAACCUGAUCAUUACCGACCUGGAUCGGGACCAAGACAGUGGUGUCUACCAGUGUACAGCCUCCAACACCCGGGGAACCAUCCUCAGCCAAAGAGCCACGCUACAAUUUGCUUUUCUGGAAAACUUCAAAUUGCAGACAAGAAGUGCUGUCAAUGUGAGGGAAGGUCAAGGUGUAGUUUUGCUGUGUGGCACACCGUCUCACUCUGGCGAGCUUACCUUCACCUGGCUCUUCAAGGAGUACCCUCACUUCGUCCAGCAAGACAGUCGGCGCUUUGUAUCCCAGGAGACGGGAAAUCUCUAUAUAGCGAAAGUGGAACCGUCUGAUGUAGGGAAUUAUACCUGUGUAGUUAAUAACAGUAUUACCAAGGAAAGGGUCUUCAGUUCACCCACACCUUUAGUGCUGAGAAAUGAUGGGGUGAUGGGAGAGUACGAGCCCAAAAUAGAGCUUCAUUUCCCAGACACCAUCCCAGCUGCGAAAGGAUCCACGCUGAAGCUGGAAUGCUUCGCCUUGGGAAAUCCAGUUCCAAGGAUCAGCUGGAGAAGAACCAGUGACGUUCCUUUUCCGAGCAAGGUCAAACUAAAUAAUUCUAAUGCUAUUCUGGAGAUUCCAAGUUUCCAACAGGAGGACACAGGGACAUACGAGUGCAUAGCAGAAAACAGUCGGGGGAAGAAUGCUGCAAAGGGCCGUGUGUCUUUUCAUGCAACACCUCAAUGGCUGCAGACGAUUACGGAUACAGCCUUGUCCAUAGAGGAGAGUCUGUUUUGGGAGUGUAAAGCCAACGGCAAACCAAAGCCAUCCUACAGCUGGUUGAAGAAUGGAGAAACUCUAAUAUCUGAGGGCCGAGUGCAAAUAGAGAACGGUGCUCUCUCUAUAUCCUUGUUAAACAUUUCAGAUGGUGGGAUGUAUCAGUGUGUGGCGGAGAACAAGCACGGCAUCAUUUAUUCCAGUGCCGAAUUGAUGGUGCUCGCCUCUCCUCCCAGUUUCUCACAGAAUCCUUUGAGCCGGUUACUUAAGGCUCGCUCGGGCAGUGACGUUACCCUAGAUUGUAGGCCACGUGCCUCGCCCAGGGCCAUUAGCCUUUGGAAGAGGGGGAGUGAGAUAUUGCAGAGAAAUGAAAGGAUUUCUCUCUUACCCAAUGGGACUCUAAAGAUUGCCAACGUUACUAAGCGAGAUGGGGGUAGUUACACGUGCAUCGCUAAAAACCAGUUUGGGACUGCAAGCACGACAGGCAAACUGUUAAUUACCGAACCCACAAGGAUCAGCCAGGGCCCCAGCAGCACAGAGAUCACAGUCGGGGAGAGUGUUGUGCUGCCCUGCCAGGUGACUGCUGAUUCAGCCUUGGACGUGGCCUUCUCCUGGGCCUUCAACGGUCAGCCCAUUGAUUUCCAUCAAGAUGGGGACCACUUUGAGAGAGUGGGAGGGAGCUUUUCCGGUGACCUUAUGAUUAGAAACAUCCAACUAAAUCAUGGUGGGAAAUACGUUUGCCUCAUCGAUACAGAUGUCGAGAGCCUGUCGACUAAUGCAAUAUUGGUUGUUAAAGGUCCCCCCAGUCCUCCAGAUUUAGUGGUUGUGGAAGAGGUCACAGACAGCACGGCCCAGCUGUCAUGGAGCCCAGGCCAGGACAAUGGAAGCCCCAUCACUGGGUACGUCAUCCAGGGCCGGACUCCCUUUACCAUUGGCUGGCAAGCAGUCGACACAGUUCCUGAGGUGAUCAGUGGGAACACUCUGACUGCAACAGUAGUGGGUUUGAAUGCCUGGGUCGAAUAUGAGUUCAGAGUUCUGGCCAGUAACAGUGUCGGGAUGGGAGAGCCCAGUCCACCAUCCACCAAAAUCAGAACAGAGGAUGCUAUGCCUGACAUGGCUCCCACUGAUGUCGGAGGUGGAGGAGGAACCAAGUCGGAAUUAGUGAUAACGUGGGAGCCUGUUCCAGAGGAGUUGCAGAACGGGGAGGGCUUCGGUUACAUCAUCGCUUUCCGCCCUGUGGGCACAGUCACUUGGACCCGUGCAGUGAUCUCAGCACCCAGUGUCACCCGCUAUGUUUUCCGCAAUGACACCAUCCCGCCGUUCUCACCUUUCAAUGUCAAAGUGGGAGCGUUCAACAACCGUGGAGAAGGACCAUUCAGCUCUAUUGCAACCGUGUUUUCAGCAGAGGAAGUGCCUAGUGUAGGACCAGAGAAAUUGUCGGCAAGAAGUCUGUCCGCGGCCGACAUUGAAGUUACCUGGGAGUCGAUUCUGUCAACCCCUGAAAGAGUGCUCGGAUAUGAGGUGGUGUACUGGGAAGAUGACACCAAACCGGAUACAGUGGGUAAAGUGAGGAUCACUGGAAACUACACUGCAGUGAACGUUAGUGGCCUGCAGGGGAAUACACAAUAUUAUCUGGCAGUAUGUGCCUUUAAUACAGCAGGAACUGGCCCUCAGUCUGUACCUGUCAAAGUUACCACCAAAAAACCACCACCUGGACAGCCCCCUCAGAAUGUAGAGUGGAAUCUGAUUGGCUCACAGCUCAUUCUGCAGUGGGAUCCAGUCAUAGCCCUUGAAACGGAAUCUGAGGUCACUGGAUACAUAGUACUAUACCGAAAACACCGCAAUAAUGACAUGUACUCAGUCAUCACCAACAAAACCUCUGUGGAGUUGACCCUCAACCCGAAUGACAACUACGUCAUUCAGAUCAAAACCCUCAGUGAAGGGGGGCUGGGGGAAGGAAGCGAGCCCAUCCACAUCCACCACCUCAGCAUGGGUGCACGAGGAUCCAGAGCGGGAAGGCUUUGUGCACUCUCUAUUUCUCCUCUUCUCAUCUGCGCUCUAUUAAUGCUCAGUGCCUCCUGAUAUUUGACUCCCAUGAGCACCAGACCCAGCCACACUCACAAAAACAUGUACACACUUUCUACUCUUCACAUCUAAGGCUUCUGUUUCCCAUCACAGUCUGAUAUGAUGGGAUUCCCCAACUCCAGCAACAUGUAUGGUAGAGCCGGAUAUUGAAAUGUCACAUAGGAACAUGAGUGAAUGCCAUUAGUAAACAUGGCAGAGCCCUGCAAGAGUCACUGACAUGUUAAGGAUUGUCUAUGAAUUAGCACACAUGGUCUAUAGAAACAUAACAGUUUGUUUGACACUCUAAAACCAGAAGAAAAAAAAUGUCCUUGCAUAGAACAUUUCUUUAUGUAGUGUGCCAAUGUGUGCAUCAUCCAUCUUUUCCUCUGAUCUUUGAGAACAAUCAAUGCCUUAAAUUCAUGUAUGCACCAAAGUAGAUGAUAAAAGUUGUGCAGUUGAGUUGUACUCAAAAAGGAAAAGGGCUAAGAAACCAGUGUUGGUUAUAUACUGAUUUUGGAUCAAUUUGUGGCUUCUAUUGUCAUAAGUUCUAACUAAGUAGGGUUUGGGUUAACAAAGCUGAGAAUAGAUUUGUUCUAAUAGGAAUACUCUGCCAUUAGUUUGGAAAUAUGUGUCGCUUUUCCGCCUCAAUUACAGAGCCGUCAGCUCCAAAGGCUUCUUAUCAGUCUCUCUGAUGGGUAUUAACAUUUUGUUGGACGCUUUAUGCUGUUUAAAUUAUUGAUGUUAAGCAUAAAACUGCACAAUUAAGGCUUACUUUUCCUUGGAGCAUUUUCUCUAUAUGUCAACUGGCUGAACCAGUUUCACACAUCAGUUUCCUUUGCUGUUGCCAUUGUGCUGUACCAUGGUGAUCACAACCCAAUUAUGCCUUUCACCAUUUAACAAAUUGUCAAAAAGCCUAAAUACCUGCUUUAAAAGCUUUGAAGCUUUCUGGCACCUAGAAAAGCAAGUGAUAGAAUGGCACUCCAUUGGAAGUACAAACUCCUAUUCCCACACACUUCUAUUUGUAUGUGUCUAUGUUACAACCCUGACAAAUGAACUUGCAAAAAAGUUUGACAGAACUAAGUGGCAAGUUAUGGAACACUGGAAAUAGGACAUAUAUGAAAGUUGUAUAGCUCUAAUGGCCUUGUAAAGGUUAAACACGUGGCAAACAAGUCAAUAGAUUGAAGCAUGAUAGACAUGUAAAGUCCCCAGAGGUCCCUAACCAGUCAUUAUUCAGUUAUAUAAAGUGUUUGCAUAGUGGUUAAAGCUCAUGGCUUGUCACCUGAAAGGCUGCUAGCUUUAUCUCCAUAAAGACCAAGCCAUGACCAAUCACCAUUGUGCACCUGAGCAAGACACUUAACCCCAAGUUGCUCCAGGGUUAUUGUUCCUAUUUUAAGUUCAUGGCAUUGGUCUAUGGUGAAAUUGCAUAAAAGUUGCAGGAACAAAUUCCAUUGCUCCUGUUUGUGUAAUGCUAAAAAAAAAUAUUAAAUAUGUUAAUAUAAUUAUGGUGCUUGUGCAGUAGAGAUAUUUUUGCCCACUCAUUAAAUGUAUAGGAAUGCUUAAGAUGUAUUUGAGGGUGCUGAAUAAUAAUGGUCAUCCAUUAUGUGUUUUAAAAUGACUGAUGUAAAAAUAUUUUACAGUAUCUUUACUCUAUGUCCACUAAAUAAUUUGAAAACAGAAAAAGUUUAUCAUCUAUUGACAAGGUUGGUCUAUUUGGAACUACUUUAUGUGUUGAUCAGCCAAGUUUACAUCAUCAUUCCCCAAUACCUAUAAUCUCUAAAUAUUGGUCGAUUGAUUGGCCUGGCAGGUAUAUCUGUCUGUCACCAGUGGAAAGAUCCAGUUUGGCUUUGUCAUCUAUUGACAAGGUCAGUAAAUUUGGAACUACCAAAUCUGUUAAUCAGCCAGUUGUACUGCAUUAUUGGCCAAUGUUGAUCAUCUCAAAUAUCAGAUGAUUAUUUGGCUUGACCGAUAUAUUGGUUUGUCACGAGUGGACGAGUGGAGUUUGAAAUCAAGGGAAUACAGUGAAUUGGAUGUUCCCAAAGCAUAGCAUGCAUCUGUGAAAUUCUCAUUGGUCAACAGAUGUCUACGUCAGAAUGUAUUACAGCAAAAGGUGCCAUUUUCGUAACAUUUUGGUUGCAUGAUAAAGCAUUACUUACGCAAAACUUGGAUCUAUAUUGAAACAAACCGAUUCGCUAAUGCAGUAUAAAUUAAGUGUGCUGAUGCCUAUAAUUCACAUUGCCAUGAUGCUCCAAACUUAAUUCUGCAGUACAAACAAUAUUUAAUUUACCAAUAUAGAGACAGGUUGAAUAUAUCUUACAUUUUCUAUGUUAAUGCCCAUCUAAUGCAACUUGAUUUCUGAAUCUCUUAUUUGCACCCUCAAUGAGACUAAAGGCUGAGGCACUUCGUUGUGACCUUUCUUGCAGAGUUCACUACCAAGGACUAGUGCCUUCUCUGGACAUAUUUCUGGCUCUGUCUUGGCAGUAUCAGGCUGUUAAGUCCAACAUUUGCACUUGUUCUUCUCAAAGUCAGAAGACAGCACAAGGUAGUGAACCAAGGUGACACAACCUUCCUUCUAACUCUCCAGAACAGGUGCAGUGCAGCCCAUAAAGGCAUGUUAAAAAAAAAAAAGUUGGCAAGAGAGAUUAAAAAAAGAGGCUGCACAGCCACAAUCAGGAGAGCCUAUCUGUUCUCCUUCAAGCUUUCAUAAAGGUCUGGGCACCUUGAUUAGGCUGCAGUGGCCCAGUCAAUGGGAUAUUGAUUUUUUGGCUCUAUAUUGCUGCUGUCACAAUGCAGACUCUUGAUUGACUGAUGCCAGUGUUCCUGCCAGCCAUCUUGCGUAGAGUUUGCGCUUUGAGUGUCUGAAAUGUCCUUGGCCUCAUCCUCCUCCUCGCCUUCAGUUCUUGGAUGGACUUUAAUGAAUUUUGGCAAACAAGGUUCAGAGAUGAAAGGGAAGUUUAUUGGAAAAUAAUUUUUUUUUGUUGUUCAUCCAACAUCUAUAUUGUCAAUGCAAGGAAAAAAGAACUACAUUUCAGGAUAUGCAGAUGUGAGUUUGAGCAUCAUUGAAGUCAACAUGAAAUCAAAAUUGACCCUGUUUACUUUAAUACACAAUCCUGGUAAAUUGUUAAUGAUUUAUUAUGCACAUUAUUCCUAUUUUUUUAAAAAAACCUUGUCUUCGUAACCUUUCAUCCAAAUACUACAACUUACUCCACCUCUAAAAUGACUUUCCUUUUCGGCUGAUGUCACAAAUUCUCUUAUAUUUCAACCACCUUUCACGAUCCAAUCAAUUCCAGAUGGAGAAAAUCAAGAUCAACCCAACAUUUUUUUGUUUCUCAUUGAACAUCCUGUUUCACUCAAAAGUAUGUGAUAUUGCAAAUCCCAUUUCAUGUUGACUUUAAAGGUAGCUACAUGCAAUUGUACAUGUAUUUUAUGGUCAAUUGUUUUUAUAAUUCCGUAGUUACAUUUUCUCUCUUUACAAUUAUGAAUUAUUAGUAGUCCAUUGCAUUUUUUUUCCAACCUAGGGAACAAAAAUAGACAAUCAACAUUUGUUAUGUACUAGAACUAUUCCAGAUUACAGAGUUUUACAUUAUUACAGAAUUAGAACUGCUUAUUAAUCACACCCAUUAUCACUUAUAAUAUGUUUUCCUGAAUGUUAAUUUUUCCAUUUCCUGUUUAUACUUCCUACUCUCGGUUUGUUCUAAUGUGUCCCAUCAACCCUCAGUUACAGUAUUUUAGUAAUGAUGCAUAUCACACUGAACAAAUAAUUGUUGUUUAAUAGCAAUGAUUUCUUUAGUACUUAAAAUUGUGCAGUCUAAUUUCCCUAAUUUUGUGUAAACAGUAUAAUCAGUGAAUUUAGUUUCUCCACAUUAUGGUUUCCCUUUAGGGAAAAUGUUAUGAUAAUCUGUUUAAAAUCUGAACUGUUAAUGUUAAUGGCUGAUGUUAUUGCUAAAAUCCAAUUAUGUUUCUAAGUGAUCUGAAAUGAAAAAUACCUUCGCUAGAUGUAUAUAGUGACUAUAUAUUUUUAGAGUCGGCCAACAUUGGUAACCUGAUAUUUUAUACACCUCAUGGCCCUGGGAAUUUAAUACUGAUGUAUUAAUGAAUAAUCUCUGUGAGAUAAUUUGCACAGAACAUGACAUUUUCAUAUUGAAAAGUAACCGUUUUGUCUUGUAUACUAAAACUGUGCAUGUGGAAAAAAAUGCAUGUAGAAAAAAUGUUUGGUGCAUAUGUGUUCAAUUUUAUAGUUCUGUUAAAAACGUAAUAAAAAUUUAAAAA
This is a messenger RNA of Xyrauchen texanus (razorback sucker), 7431 nucleotides long. Its product is annotated as contactin-3-like. Lineage: Eukaryota; Metazoa; Chordata; Actinopteri; Cypriniformes; Catostomidae. Bases 94 to 3183 code for a protein of 1029 amino acids. The transcript is spliced from 23 exons. Gene Ontology annotation, molecular function: protein binding. The record is from RefSeq and is a predicted model, not a curated record. Gene Ontology annotation, biological process: cell-cell adhesion.